AUGAAAUGUAUUAAUAAUGAGUUCCUGAGUGCUGAUACUUAUAAGUUGUUAAAGCUUGCUAAAGCCAAAGCUAAAGACAUCAAUUAUAAAUAUGCUUGGGUUCAUAAAGGUAUGGUCUACAUGAAGAAAAAUGAUGACUCGUCGAAGAUCAUAAUACGAAUUGAAGAUGAUCCUACUUGCAUGUCCUCCAAUCUAAAAUUUCUAAGUUUAAAUGUAAAUAGUUAUACUGCACACACAGCUUCCUUUGAACUUCUGGUAACUGAAACCAAGCCUCAUAUAAUUUCAGUGGUUGAGACCUGGUUAAAUCCCGAAAUAUCAGUCUCAUUAAAUGACUAUUCUGCUAUUCGUAGGGACAGAGGAUUUACCGAUGAAUCUGGGCGCUAUGUCAGAGGUGGUGGAGUUCUCUGUUUUAUUCACAAAUCACUUAAAUCGAAGGUUCUUUUUAUUUCUGAGUCAAAUCAUAUAAAUCAUCCAGAAUUCAUAAUAGCUGAUGUUACUCUAUCCACAGGAUCGCAUAUGCUUAUAUCAUGUAUUUAUAGAAGGCCACAAGGAGAUUUAUUGGACAAGUUCUUUCUUGAAUUCGGCAAACUUUACCCUCAUUAUAAUAAUGUUUUAAUAAUGGGUGAUUUAAAUUGUAAUUUACUUAAAUCUGACCGAGCCUCAAAUCAUCUCAAAUCCUUCAUUGAUGACUCUGCUCUAUUCUGUGUACCCUUUGGAUCAACAUUCCACACAUUAGAAACUGACUCAUGGCUUGAUGUCAUCAUACUUGUUAGCAAAGACAAGCUUGUAAACUUCUCAAAGUCAAAGCCACCCUUUAUAGAUGGACAUGAUUUCCUUAUCUGUGAGUAUAAGCUGGGAUCACAAAAUCAUUACAAUAAGGUGGUAAAGUUUAGGGACUUUAGAAACUGUAACCAUCAAGCAUUGUCACAAACACUAAAUGAAAGAUUACGAUUAACGGAUAUUGAUCCUGAAAUGAUUGAUCUUGAUGAACUUGUAUAUUUCUUUUUGUAUCAAGUCACUACAUCAUUAAAUAUUUAUGCACCGAUGUCUGAGAGGAAAAUCUGUCGUCCUAAAUGUCCUUGGAUUACUCGUGAACUGAAACUGGAAUUUCAUGAACGUGAUGCAUUAUAUAAGCGUUACAAAAGAACUGGAUGCCAAAAUCUAUUUUCUUUAUAUAAAAUUAAGAGAAAAGAACUUAAAAUCAAGUUAAUGAAGGUGCGUAAUGAUUAUCUGAAGAGUUUUCUUGAAAAUGAAUCAAAUGGAUCAAAUAUCUGGACCAAACUGAGACGUGUGGGAAUUGUAAAAAGUAAACAGUCAUCUCCUCUUGAUCACUUUGACGCCGAUCAGUUAAACAAAUUUUAUGCUAAUAUUUUAAAAAAACAUCUGUCUUGUAGUCGAGACUUUAUUCUUAAUCUUCCGCAUCUAUAUUCGAAGAAAGUAAAUUUUGAAUUUAAUUGGUCCAAAAUAGAUAUUGUUGACGUCACGAAAAAUCUCCAGUUGACAUUACAAAAAUCGAGUGGUAAAAACCCAGAUAGACUUGAUCUAAAAUGGCUGAAAGAUCAUAUACCACAAGUGUCUCUUUUUCUAAAUUUAAUCUUCAAUAGGUCGUUAGAAACUGGAUCAUUUCCGGAAGCAUGGAAGUCAACUAAGGUGAUGAUUUUAGGAAGCAACCGGAAGUUAAAAUCUCUUGCAAACAUUGUACUUCCGCAAAUUAUUAUUGAUGGAAAUCUAAUACCGUAUGUAAACACAACUAAGCAUCUUGGGGUUCAUCUAUCUGCAAAUCUUUCCUGGGAUUUUCAUAUUUCGCAGUUUCUACGUAGAUUAUUCACAGAAGAAGAUCCUGAAAUUAGGCGAUCAGAUAGGCUGGCAGCUAAGAAUAAUAUUUCCUUCAAGAUGCCAAAUUUUGCUACUACGACCUAUGAGCAUUCAUUUGUAGUAACAGCUAUCCGGUUAUGGAAGGACUUACCACCUGAGAUUGUAAAUGUUCUUAGUUUAGAGACUUUCAAAGUUAAAUUGUUCGAUUUUCUAAUAAGUAAUGAAUAG
Cotesia congregata is the source of this 2043-nucleotide messenger RNA. Lineage: Eukaryota; Metazoa; Arthropoda; Insecta; Hymenoptera; Braconidae. The record is from the annotation of a GenBank genome assembly.